Molecule: messenger RNA, 1864 nt
Organism: Diospyros lotus (date-plum)
Lineage: Eukaryota; Viridiplantae; Streptophyta; Magnoliopsida; Ericales; Ebenaceae
Product: protein IQ-DOMAIN 11-like
Exons: 5
Coding region: 595-1737 (380 amino acids)
Molecular function (GO): protein binding
Source: RefSeq, a predicted model, not a curated record
AUGAAUUAUUGAAGAACCCACGAAACACAUAAUACCCACUUUCACUUUCAAUGGGUUGCCCUCUCACUCUCAUCUCACAUCCCAUUUCAUCUGUUUUGGGGGGAUUUCUCUUUCUCUGAGAAUGAAUUCAAGAAGAAAAGAAAAUCUGCUUUUGAUUUUCACAAUUUUCGUCUUGAACUUGGUGCCAUAAACAAUGAUUCUUCUUCUUACGUUGCACAUCUACUUUCCCUGAAUUUGGCAAAAGUUGUACACCAGUUCCAAUGACCUUUCCCACGCGGUGAUUCUUGUUUCAUUCUCUCACCCGCUUCCCGGGAAAACAAGCCCGGACGUUCAAAUGCCUCCAAAUUGUUCCAGAGCCGUGAACAGCUAGCUUUCUUUCUUUUCAUCGGCUCCGUGAAGUGAUGUUCCCAUGCCGAAGAUAAGUUGGUUUAGUCGACUACUGAAAAGGAUCUUCUCCGCAGAGCCGCAUUCAAAACCAGAAAGGGAGAGGAGAAGGAGAUGGGGUUUUGGGAAGGCUCAGUAUCAGAAGAUUGGCCUCCGUUUCGGCGCCGAGGAAACGGCGACUUAGAGUAACCCAAGAAGAGCAGAGCAAUCAUGUCGGUAUUCUGGCCGUUGAAACGGAGGCUGCCGCCGAAGCUGUUGACACAGGCUCCGCCGGUUGCGGCAGCUGAUAUUUCUCAACGUGAGGAGGAGAGGCGAGACUUUUCCGGCAUUGUUGUUCGAGUCAGUGCACCGGAAUUGACUCGGCGGCGGGAGAAGGGGGUUCGGGAUCUUGCUGCCACCAUAAUUCAGACUGCCUUCCGGGGCUAUCUUGCGCGAAAAGCUUUACGGGCAUUGAAGGGACUGGUGAGGCUUCAAGCAAUCAUCAGAGGCCGCGCUGUGAGACGCCAAGCUAUCACCACGCUAAAAUGCUUGCAGUCCGUUGUGAGUAUCCAAUCACAGGUCUGUGCAAAGAGAUUUCAGAUGGCGGAAGGAACCUGCAAUUUUCAGGAGAACAGAACCCCAAAGACUGAUUCGCACAGUCAGAGGAGAUGGGACGACAGCCUCCUGACGAAAGAUGAAGCAAAUGCCCUAAGUUUAAGCAAGAGAGAAGCGGUUUUCAAGAGAGAGAGGAUCAAGGAAUACAGCUCGAGUCACCGAAGAUCAACAGAAUCAGAACAGAAGAAGGUGAAUGGAAGAUUGAGAUACUGGCUAGAGCAAUGGGUGGACGCACAGUUAUCCAAAAAGUCGGACACAGUUUUCGCUUCAAACGCAGGAACCAGAGACGAAUACAGAGAACACCUCAAGCUGAAACAUCUCAAGACACAAUACCGCACAGAGGAGUUCCGCGGGUUAGGGUUGGAUUCUCCGCUAAGUUUUCCGAGAAGAUCAUUUCAUCACAAGAAACAGUGGUCCGUUGGAGACGACAAUGGCGUCGAAACCUCUCCCGUCGUUCCAACUUACAUGGCGGCCACCGAAUCUGCCAAGGCGAAAGCAAGAUCGGUGAGCUCGCCGAGGUUGAGAGCGACGUGCUCAGACGUUGGCUCUGAAACCAAUUCACCGUACAAGCACAAAUUCUCGCCGAUAUCUUCCAUAAACAGUGAGGUGACGAGCAGCAGCAGGAUCUGCAACUACAGUGGCUUUCAACAGAGAUCUCCAAGCUUUCGAGAUCUUCCAGGUCCACUCAAAUUAACAAGAAGUUUGAAAGGUCUCAACUCUGAAACUCCGAAUUGGCAUCGAAAUGUUGCCUCUAGAUGAACCAAAAGUUGGUAGUGCAAUAUGCCUUGCUAUAUAUAUAGCCUGUAGAUUUGCUCCGGACUGCAGUUAAAUUAUAAUCAAUAUGAGUUCAUAUAUAUAUUUGUUUGGGUAACCUUCGUUAAAUGAU